AGUAAAUGAGUGCGUUAAGGUGAUGUUACACGCGUCGUUUCCGUCGAUAUCCGUCAUUAAGCGUUUGCGCGAUUUUGGAAGUCGAAUCAAAAACUCGCAGUGCGUUGCCGUACCUAAAAACUCACAAAUCUGACCCAGUUGCAUUCAUUCGGGGAUACCAUGAAUACAUGACUGAGUGGGAACCAGCACUAGAAGAUGUUUACAAACUUAUGCGGGAACCAACUAACAUAAAGAAUCCGAAUGCUGUUGCAAUCGUAAGAGAAAAAGCCGACAAAACGGUGAUGAAUGGAGACGGUCACCCGAAUACUCUAGUUGACGAUUACGAAGUUAUCAGGCAUAUUCCCAAACUGAUGUCAACGUGGGUUACCAAAUAUCUCAAGAGACCUACGAACUGUGAGAAAGUCGUAGUCAAAGGGAAGUGGGUGAACAGAGGUGGUGGCUAUGGACUCGAGAUUCCUUGUGAAUACAUAUUUGAAGGUGACAGUUUUUCUUCUAGCUGGCUAAAGCGGAAAUUGUUAAUCGAGGAAUUUGAUGCGACUGAUCCGCACAAGACCACACAAGUCUCACAAGACGAUUAGCCAUAGUAAUUAGAUUAGACAGU
Messenger RNA from Nematostella vectensis (starlet sea anemone), 601 nucleotides. RefSeq lists its product as uncharacterized. Lineage: Eukaryota; Metazoa; Cnidaria; Anthozoa; Actiniaria; Edwardsiidae. The coding region runs from base 168 to 578 and encodes 136 amino acids. The record is from RefSeq and is a predicted model, not a curated record. The transcript has a single exon.